Messenger RNA from Cladocopium goreaui, 1443 nucleotides. The record is from the annotation of a GenBank genome assembly. NCBI's taxonomy places the organism in Eukaryota, Dinophyceae, Suessiales, Symbiodiniaceae.
AUGGCAGAAGCGCCGCCGCCAAAGAAGCGGAAACUCGAUGGUCCAUGGUUUCGUGACUGUCUGCAAGAGUUUGAUGAGACCGUGAAGACGAAUGUGGCCACAAAGCUGGACAAAUUCUCAGAAAAAGACCUCUACACAGCCACUUUUGAUGCUUUGAUGAGUCUACUGAAAUCAGCAAUUAGUGAUGAGAACCUUAGAGAGCAGGUGGCCUUGCGGCUGCACAACAAUCUUCGCGCAGUCCCAGUGCAAGAUGAUCUUUGCAAGUGGCUCGAAGAAGCUGUCCAGAAGAAGCCAAGCGAGUGGAAGGCAAACGAGGUGAAGGAGUUUGACGCCUACAUUCUUGGGAAUGUAGAUAUGAAGAAGAAGUUGAUUGUGCGAGAUUGCUUUGUAAAGAUGAAGGACGAAGCAAUGAAAUGGCUGAGAGGGAGGCUGGAAAAUUUACCUAUUGGACUUUUCGUCAUCACUGGCACUCCCGGCAUUGGCAAGUCGAUUUUCCUUGCCUACAUGGCUGGGUUCUUGGCAGAGAAGAACUAUGACAUUGUGAUCCAAAGAGGUCAGGAAUGGUGGUCAAGAGCCCGUGGUAAGAUCGUUGCACAUGGUAGGGAAGAGCCUUUGAACUUUCUCAAGAACGCAGAGACAGUGCUGUUGUUUGACCCCAUCGGAGGUGAGAACAGGACGCCUCUACAGAACCGAGACAUGGGAUGCAGUAUGGUCUUCACAUCACCCAGCAGGUCAAGCUACCAUUCUGCAUACAAUCAGCAACGGGUUCAUAGUGCUGUCCGGUUCAUGCCUGUAUGGACAAAGGAGGAGGUUCAAAGAUUCAAACAUGUUAUGUUUGCGCCAGAUCCUCUAGAAGAGUCUGUGAACAAGGCUUACUCAUCACUUGGUGGCACUGUGCGCUUAUUGCAGCAGCAUUUGAUACAAGAAGAGUCUGUAGAGAACAUUGUUGAGAACUACAUGGGCGGAAUCAGCACUGCGGAACUCAAGCACGUUGCGAAUGUUACAGUUGUCGUGGGUCUGCUUGAGAAGAAACUUGAGAUCCGUGGAAAGCAAGAGCGCUUAGAUUUCAUCAACACCUUUAUGUCCAUGAGCCCUUUGGGCACUGUGGUUGGCAGUUUCUUUGAGAAGCACGUGAAACAAGAGCUGACAUCUGACAAAGCAAUGAAGCUAGCGCUCAAAGGUAUUUGCGCAAAGGGCAUCACCAUCAUUGUUCCAAACAAAGAGGAAGAAGUGAAGAAGGCGCCAGACCUUACAAAGAUUUUGCCUGACCGAUUGUAUUGCCCUUCGUCAAAGACUUUCCCGGCUGCAGAUUUUUUCUUCGUAACUGUCAAAGCCAAAAAACAAGAGGAUCUGACCCUGUGGCUGUUGCAGACCACCAAGGCUGAGGGACACUCAUUCAAACUGAAAGCCCUGCAAGAUGUGAUGAACAAACACUUCGAGAAG